AUGAAGAGUAAGAAUAGUAAUAACAAUUGUCACCACGGCGUUCCGCACGGCAGCUGCACGCGGAGCGAGCUUCUCCUCUUGCCCACCGCCCGCAGCCUCCCCGCAAGCCCCACACCGAGGCGGAGGGAGACGAGUGGGCGCAGCGCGCGCCGCGCCGUGGGCCGGGCCCUCCCCGCGCACCUCCCGGCCCCGCCCAGCCCCGCCCCGGGGCGCCUGCGUGUCCCGCCAGGCGGGCUCAGCGGCCUCUGGUUGCUAGGGACUAGAGGCCGCACGUUGCUACGGGGUGGGGAUGGCCUGGGUGCUUCUUUGGGAACAGCAUCCGGCGGGAAGAACCUGAGACCUCCCUGCCCUUCAUCUUGCUGCCUAGAUUCCGAGGAAAAGGAGAUGAAGACGAAAAGCCGGUUGUUAACCAAUAGUAGUGAAAAACAGCGCUUGUUAUUCCUUAAAAUGCAAAAGCACCCACAACUUCUUCGAAGACCCUUACCUCCAAAACUCCUUAAGCUGUCUUUAGAUAAGAAGAAAAUACGUACAGCCAAGACUGGUGAAACUGAGUCACCCCAUACAGAGUUCACUCAAGAUGAAACCACUUCAGUUGAAAAAGACAAAGCUAAUUUUCUUGCUAUUUCAAGAAAACAAGCACAAACAGUUGUCAGUACCCAAACUCUCUUUUUUGAUCAUCAGGUAGAAGAAAGAGUGUCUACUAUUUCAAAACCCAAAAAGUCUACUAAGAAUGUCUGUUGGUGCAUUCCACAGACUGCUACCAGCUCCAGAUUUUUUCCAAGUUUUCAUUCAGCUUCUACACAAGUUUUUGGGAAAGUCACAAGCCAAAAGGAAAGUUCAAGAAAGUCCAAGAAAGAGAAACACAAAAUAAAAAAGAUUUAUAUUAAUAAAAAUCUGGAAGACAUUUUAAUUCUUUCUUCAGAGUUCUCCAAACCUUUACAUGCUACUUGCCCGAUUGCCACUACCAAACUCAAAACAGUGCACCUUGGGUAUCGGCCCCUACCAAAGACUCCAGACCAUCCCUAUCAGCAGCCCUUGAAUGACUUAAGUGCAAUGGUGACAAGACCUCUACUUACUACCGAAUCGAUUAUACUAGAAAGUCAGGAGUCUGCACGUGUACAACAAGGUGCUACAGUGGUGCUAAGUAUUAGUCACUUUCCAGGUAUCACGUUUAUACCGACACCAAUUUUACCAAGAAAACCUCGAAGACAGUCUAUGUUAGAAACUCUUGGAACAGAAAAUGAAAAUGUAGAAAAUGUCCCAAAGCAAAUCACACCAAGAUCUCCUGAAGGUCUUGUUAUAACUAGAAGAAAAGAGUCACCGCUAAGUGUUUUACGUGGUGAAGGUUUUAAGACUAUUAGGGCAACACGAUAUGAAACAGUAAUAGCCAUGACCAACAUGGCCAUAGUAAACUGUCAAAUAAAUGGAAGAAAUGCACUUAAUCUUAAGGGCUUUUUUCUUCUGAAAUGUCCAGACUUAACACCUUUGGCUUUUCAAUUAAUAUAUCUUGAUUUAUCAUUUAAUGAUCUUCGUGACUUUCCCAUGGAAAUAUUGUGUCUCAAAAAUUUACAGAUACUGAAACUGAGAAAUAAUCCUAUCAAAGUAAUUCCCUUUGAAAUUCAACAACUUAAGUUCCUUAGAAUUUUCAUCAUUGCCUUUAAUUUGAUUACUGAUCUUCCACAUGGGUUAUUUUUACUGACCCAUCUUGAGGAACUUGAUAUUUCCUACAAUGAUAUUACUUCUAUUCCAAGUGAAAUCCAGAAACUCAGAUCACUUGAAAAACUGAACAUCGAUGGAAAUGAACUGACUUCUUUACCAUCUGCAAUUCUGAAGCUUAACCUGACAAAAAUCUCCUGUGAGAAUAAUUUCAUUCAUCCUAGUUUUUGGAAAGAGAAUUCUUUGAAUAGUCCACAGCGACUUACUCAAAUUACGUCUUGGUUCAUUGUCAGAAAUAAUCUGCAUAAAUUUUAUGAUGCAAUCCCUGCAAAAGUUCAGAAGUUACUAAAAUGCACAUCCAAGUGUGAAUGGUGUCAUGGUCCCAAGUUUGGGAAAGGUUUUCGUGUCAUCCGAUCUUGUGAUAUUUUCGGAGCAUCACAGCUUCCUGUUAUGUUUCAUGUUUGUUCCUCUUCUUGCUAUAGAAAUGUAAAGAAAAGCACUUAUAUUUCUGAUGUUAUUCCUGAUAAAAGAAUACCUCUAAAUUUGGAGUUGAGAGAAGGAUGA
Cynocephalus volans (Philippine flying lemur) is the source of this 2220-nucleotide messenger RNA. RefSeq names its product leucine rich repeat containing 63 (gene LRRC63). Gene Ontology annotation, molecular function: protein binding. The coding region runs from base 1 to 2220 and encodes 739 amino acids. The record is from RefSeq and is a predicted model, not a curated record. NCBI's taxonomy places the organism in Eukaryota, Metazoa, Chordata, Mammalia, Dermoptera, Cynocephalidae. The transcript is spliced from 10 exons.